This is a messenger RNA of Owenia fusiformis, 1243 nucleotides long. The record is from the annotation of a GenBank genome assembly. Lineage: Eukaryota; Metazoa; Annelida; Polychaeta; Sabellida; Oweniidae.
AUGGCAACUAAAACAGGCCUUAAAGGAAAGGUUGCCAUAGUAACUGCAUCAACAGCGGGCAUUGGCUUUGCUAUAGCUAAACGCCUAGCACAAGAUGGCGCACAUGUAGUGAUCAGUAGUCGUAAGAAGCAGAAAGUUGAUGCAGCUGUCCAGGAAUUGAAAGCUGAAGGGCUGAAUGUCAGUGGAAUUGUAUGCCAUGUUGGUAAAGCUGAAGACAGGAAAAAGCUCAUAGAACAGACUGUGAAGGAGCAAGGAGGACUUGAUAUAUUUGUAUCUAAUGCUGCUGUCAACCCAACUAUGGGACCAAUUCUAGAAACCACAGAGUCAGUAUGGGACAAGAUAUUUGACACUAAUCUAAAGGCCAACUUUUUCCUGAUAAAGGAUGCAGCUGAACAAAUAGAAAAACGAGGGGGAGGCUCUAUCAUUCAAGUCUCCUCAAUAGGUGGCUUUAUUGGUGAUGAGUUUCUUGGUGCAUAUGCAGUCAGUAAGACAGCUAUGAUAGGGCUGACCAAGGCCCUUGUACCGCAACUUGCAAGCAUGAAUAUUAGGAUCAACACAAUAUGUCCCGGGGUGAUUAAAACACGCUUUAGUGAAGCAUUAUGGAAGAGCCCCAUGGCUGAAGAGAUGGAAAAGACAACUAUUCCAAUGGGAAGGUUUGGAGUGUCAGAAGACUGUGCUGGAGCCGUGUCAUUCUUUGUAUCUGACGAUGCCUCGUAUAUAACUGGAGAAAACAUGGUUAUUGCUGGUGGAGUGAAAUCACGACUCUAAACAAUAGUGCUCUAUGAUAAACAAACAUUCCUAUCACGUUUUCUUUUUAAGUUUUUUUUGCAGACAAAUUAGAUGUACACCCUAUCACAUUUUUAAAGUUCUUUGUGUCUGACAAUUCCAUGUAAAAUGUAACAAGAAAACAUAACAAUUACAAGCAUUUACGACGCUCAAGACGUUAUUCGUCUUUAUACUUUUACAACGUUCAAUUUUUAGUUAACUGGUGAUUUAGACACACUACUCAAGUAAAGAUAUCACGGACGGUUUUAAGAAUUCUUUUUAGAAUACCAUGCUGUAAAUCGGGUUUUCUUUUUUAUUAAUCAUUUUUAAUGAUGAGUGUAUACAAUUACAAAUAAAAAAUAUGUUUUUUUGUUCUGAUGCGUAAAGUGUACACCAUAGCCUUGAACGGACGGGGAGCAACCGAUUUCUGGUUGAAAAUUCAACACAUCCGCAAGAUUUAUUUUUUCAAAAGAAAGUU